Globicephala melas (long-finned pilot whale) is the source of this 1631-nucleotide messenger RNA. RefSeq names its product ciliary microtubule inner protein 2A (gene CIMIP2A). The record is from RefSeq and is a predicted model, not a curated record. NCBI's taxonomy places the organism in Eukaryota, Metazoa, Chordata, Mammalia, Artiodactyla, Delphinidae. Gene Ontology annotation, cellular component: nucleus.
AUGACAGCUACUCAGAAGCACAACCUCUUCCCGCCGGAACCUCACUACAUCCCUGGCUAUGCCGGCUUCUACCCGCAGCUGCGCUACCAGGUGGGGAACACCUAUGGGCGCACCACGGCGCAGCUGCUCGCGGACGCCAGCGUGCCGAAGAGCCCGUGCUCCGUGCUGUCCCCCAUAGCCAAGCCCAAGUCCAUCGAGGACUUCAGCAAGUCCCAGCCACCUUUUACGCCCUGCCGUGAACUGACAGAACCCUACGUCUGCCAGUACACCAGUCUGAAGCCCUACAAGAACUGUGAGAUCCUGGGCCGGUUCCCACCCCAGGAGGUGGAUGCCCAGGGGCCGCCGGGAGGAGAGAAUGUAUCCAGGCAAGUCCCACUGCCUGCAGGCUUCGUGCCCUACCCCCUCUACCCUCCCUGCCCACCGGGCAGGAAGGGGGACUCCAGGGACCUUGGACACCCGGGCCUGCGGUUGGCAUUAGGGGAAGAGGCCUGGAUGAGCGCCACCUCUGCCCGUGAGGCCCCCACGCAGUACCAGCUGUGCCCCCGCAUGAGGGAAGACUGCCUGGCCCCAGCCCACCAGCGGGAGACACUACGUGUGGGCUGCUUCCACAGGCCGCCCCAGAUGGACCACCCCGACCUGAUCCAGCGCAAGGCCAUCUCAGGUUAUGCUGGCUUUGUCCCUCGCUUUGCCUGGGUGAUAGGGAUGAAUUUUCGCGAUGGGGUCGCACAGGCCACAGAUGAGUUUGACAAGAGCCAGUUCCUGCUCAGAAAUCCCUUCCGUGCCCCGGGCGAGAGGCUGCCCAGAACGCAGUGGCCUAACACCACCAUCUACAGAAGCCAAGGUCUGAUACCUUUCUACAUGGGGUUCAUACCAGCCAUGCAGGACAACUACGCACUGACGUUUGGCAACAGCACCCGCAAGGCCUGUCAGAAGGAACUGGAGAGGCGCAGCCAGACACUAUGAAAACGCUUUAAUGGUGGUACCUGUACAGCAUGUGAUGUCGAGACAAGAAGAACAAAUACACACACAGAAAGACAGGGCUAUCAGAGAACAGGCUGAGUGAAUAAAGAGUUCCCACGGCUCCCAUGCCUCACCCGGUACCGCAGCCCUAGGCCACCUCCUCCUCGGCCUCUUCCUCAAACUCCCCCUCCUCCUCGGCCGUGGCAUCCUGGUACUGCUGGUACUCGGACACCAGGUCGUUCAUGUUGCUCUCGGCCUCGGUGAACUCCAUCUCGUCCAUGCCCUCGCCCGUGUACCAGUGCAGGAAGGCCUUGCGGCGGAACAUGGCCGUGAACUGCUCUGAGAUGCGCUUGAACAGCUCCUGGAUGGCCGUGCUGUUGCCGAUGAAGGUGGCAGACAUUUUCAGCCCGCGGGGCGGGAUGUCACAAACAGCUGUUUUCACGUUGUUGGGGAUCCACUCGACGAAGUAGCUGCUGUUCUUGUUUUGGACGUUAAGCAUCUGCUCGUCCACCUCCUUCAUGGACAUGCGGCCCCGGAACACGGCGGCCACGGUCAGGUAGCGGCCAUGGCGGGGGUCACAGGCCGCCAUCAUGUUCUUGGCAUCAAACAUCUGCUGGGUGAGCUCGGGCACCGUCAGCGCGCGGUACUGCUGGCUGCCCCGGCUGGUCAGU